AUGCCGGACAAGCCACAAGCACCGCCAACCGCCUAUCCUGCAAGCUCGCUAAAGGAACAAGACCAAGAAGGCGGUAAAGGACUUGAUUCGAAGCUCGCGCCAAACGCCAACUGGACACAACUCGAGUUUUGGGACGAUGAAGGGAAUGCUCCCUAUCUGAGAGAUUAUGAGGGUCGUGGCCUGCUCAAGGAUAAAGCGGUGAUUGUGACGGGUGGGGAUUCUGGUAUUGGACGAGCCGUUGCUGUGCUGAUGGCGCGCGAAGGUGCCGACGUCACCUUCGUCUAUCUUCCAGAAGAAGAGGAAGAUGCCCAAUGGACAAAGAAUCAGAUUGAGAAGGCAGGGAGGCAAGCUCAACCACUUACCCUGGAUGUCACCUCGGAAGAGAACUGUAAGAAGAUUGUCGAGGCACACAUGAACAAAUUCGGCAAAUUGUCCGUCCUUGUCAACAAUUCAGCCAUGCAAGAGAUCUGCAAUGACAUUGAAGACAUCAAUCUCGGGGUUGUGGAGAAAACUUUCCGCACCAAUAUCUUGAGCAUGUUUGCCAUGGUCAAAUACGCCCUUCCUCAUAUGAAGCGUGGCUCGAGCAUUGUCAAUUCAAGCUCGGUUGCGGCAUAUAUGGGCAAUCCUCAACUUGUGGACUAUAGCUCGACAAAAGGAGCCAUCACCACAUUCACGAGGAGCCUGGCACAGCAGUUGGCGCCUAAGGGUAUCAGGGUCAAUGCUGUUGCACCUGGGAUCAUUUGGACGCCGCUUCAGCCUGCUACCAAAGGAAACCCACCUGAAGCAAUGUCUGCGCUUGGAGUCGAGGAGGCACCCCUCCAACGGCCGGGAAUGCCUGUUGAAAUGGCCACGGCGGGAGAGACCGGCGGCGAUGGGGUGGACGUUGGUAUUUCGACGCAUUCGGACGACCGUAUCUCUCCCCAUGAGUACAUGCCCACUCUGAUCUCCUCCGGGAAAAGCGACGAACAUGAAUUCCAACACAAGGCAUCUCAGAAACACCUCGAGGAGCACGGAAGGGUCCGAGAAGACAUGUGGAUACAACAGAGCGAAGUCUACGACGACAUUCAACGGUGCCGUGCAGACUCUGAAGCGAGUAGUCGAAUGAAUCGGACCAAAAAGCGUGACAGUACCUUUGAACGUCAACAACCUCGAAAGUUGCCCUUCGUGUUGGAUCAGCCGCAGGUCGGCAAUAAAAGUGGCGUUGAAAGCGGUCAUUCGUCCAGUAUUACCAUUGCAUCGCAGGAAAUGGAAAGAUCGAGGAGAACAAGCAAUCCAGAAUCCGGAGACGUUUCAAUAUUUCUCGAGAUCAAUACGGCUGUCGAAAUCGCUCUCCAAGACGACAAGGGAGGCUACCUUCAUUUGGAUGUGGAGUGGACGUUUUUCGAAUUCCUCGAGAAGCAGUUCGGCGAAGCAGACAUCAAGGUCGCUUCAGUUGUGACCCUCACUGGUUCGGUUUUGUAUGCGCAGGCGACAACUUGCGGCGAUUACAUCCGCACAACGUGGCCGCGCAAUGCCAUUUUUUUAAUUGGAUUACUCCAAGAUUUCUGGGCAAAGUACAGGAAACGCUCAGAACAGAGUCUCAACCAGUUCAGGGGGCAUUUGAAUAGCGAGCAUUUGGAAAUCAAGUAUAGAGCCUCGUCGACUGUGAUGGAGCUUGAAGCCACUGGGGAUGAAGAAACGAUACGGGACCUCGUUCAGAUGCUUGCCUGGGCUGGAGCAGCAUUUGGAUGUUCUUCCCCCGAUGAAAAUGUCGACUAUUGUCGUGCGGGCAUUUUAGCUUUCGGUUCCCACGUCUCCAUAGACUUUUGGAAAGAAACACUGCCCAAAAACGCAGAGGCUUGUUGGUUACCACUCUUCUCGGGAGUGUCGAUCGCUUACGGCUUUCCUAUACCUCGACGACGGGGUGAGAUUGGACUCGAGAUACCUCUGCAAAUCCUCACCGCGCUGUUGGGCGCCGUUCGCGCUGUCGAAUAUCAGGGCGGCGUUGUCAUCAAGGGAUUUUCCAGCAUGAUUGUACCUACUGAGAAGAGAAUUGAUAUUAUCCAGUGGCAUCUUUUAGCUAACACAAACUGUGAGGAGCGUCUCUCAUAUCGUGACGGUCUCCUGCGCUGCCCGAAGCGAGCUUUGAUGGACGAAGUCGACCUCGAAUGUCUUCAGAAGACGCGUGCGGUGCUUGGUUGGUGCUCUGCCACACGCUGUUCGCUUGGUAGUCAUGAUGCCAACUACAGCUCCAUCGACUACUCAGGCGCGGAAGAAGCUGGGGGGUCGAUCAGUUUUACAGGAGGAAGCUUAGGCUUUCAGCAAUUUGGCGUGGCACAAAUCGACUUCAAACUGGGCCCAAAGGACGGAAAAUGCCACUUCCAUCGCACUGGCCCUUACCGGAGCAUAGUGAGUGCGGCAGAAAAGACCCGAGUUGUCCUCUACGACACAUCAGAUCAACGAGGAUGGCUCGUACCGGCGUCAGAAGUCAUCCUACACAUGUGUCAACACCGUCACCGGCUCGAGCCGUUUGUGGUCGCCGGUUCAUCAGUCCUCCUGCCUUCUCCCGAGACCACAGGACAGUCUGUUAAAGAGGCUAAAGAGGUACUCUUGGAAAACGAGUCGCUUACUCUGACCGAAUCCUCGAACGAGAAAUACACCUUGAGAGACCUCGUUUUGAACUACUGGUCACUCCUCGAGUUCCUGCUUGACCAAAACGUGAGAAGGGAUCAAGCCCACGGAACGAGCAACCACUUCUCCCUACAAGAAGUGCUGCAAGGUUAUGAAUACAGGUCUGUGGUUGAGGAGCGCUCUCCUUUCCGGAAAAAGCGGACAACCCUGAGAAGGUCAUGUGGUGGCUGGCCAGCCCUAAUACGAGACGUCGACGCCGUGGUCCUUUUUGCCAGCGGAUUCGAGGACAUACUGCGUCCUCUGGAAAACGACCAGCUUCAAGAUAUAUGCGUCAAGUGGCGUUCCAUGCCCAGAGAGAUGAGCUAUCUUGCUACCACUGUCAAAAUCCUAAGAGACCUUUACGAAGUUGCUGGAAGUCGCUCAACCAGAGAAUACCUCACUUCGACUCGCCUACGAUGGGUACAGGGUAAAUCGAGUCUAUUCGAGCCUUGCACCUCUCCGGGAGCGUCCAAUUGUGACUGCGUACGCCUACAGAAUGUGACAAGAGGGUUCUUCACCAAGAGGCUAUUGGUUCCAGGGCCAGUCAUUGACGAGUUUGACCGCGGCGCGGUAAUUUUUGGUCGGUCUAGCUCUGCCUCGACAAAACCCAGGCCGAAGUUGGACGCGCUUGAAACGGGUGGGAUGAACAGCCAGCGAAAUGCGAUCUUUGCGCUCUUGGGGACAACCCAUCCGUCUCGAGAUGUUGAGCAUCGGUGUCAAGGAGAGCCUCUCCCUACUUUCGAGCCUUAG
Molecule: messenger RNA, 3399 nt
Organism: Fonsecaea monophora
Lineage: Eukaryota; Fungi; Ascomycota; Eurotiomycetes; Chaetothyriales; Herpotrichiellaceae
Exons: 4
Coding region: 1-3399 (1132 amino acids)
Molecular function (GO): oxidoreductase activity
Source: RefSeq, a predicted model, not a curated record